This is a messenger RNA of Topomyia yanbarensis, 2000 nucleotides long. RefSeq names its product chitooligosaccharidolytic beta-N-acetylglucosaminidase (gene Hexo2). Gene Ontology annotation, biological process: carbohydrate metabolic process; glycosaminoglycan metabolic process; ganglioside catabolic process. The transcript is spliced from 3 exons. Gene Ontology annotation, cellular component: membrane. NCBI's taxonomy places the organism in Eukaryota, Metazoa, Arthropoda, Insecta, Diptera, Culicidae. The record is from RefSeq and is a predicted model, not a curated record. Gene Ontology annotation, molecular function: beta-N-acetylhexosaminidase activity. Bases 2 to 1798 code for a protein of 598 amino acids.
AAUGAAAACAGUCACUUCGGAAACAGGCUUCCUGUUGAUCAUUAUCGCGGUUUCAUUUCACUAUGUGAUGUGCACAUUAGAUGUAAGUGACUCGCUGUAUAGGUUCCGAUGCAUUAAAGGAAAGUGUAUCAGAAAGCAUCGUGAGAGUCUGGGCGAUACUGAACAAUAUAUGGAAACACUGAACCAAUGUAGGUUACUUUGUGGCGAAUAUGGACCGUUGUGGCCAAUACCAACGGGACCGCUCCGAUUAGGUCAGGAAACUAAAGAAAUUAUUCCAGAUAAUAUUUCUUUCGACUACUCCAAUAGUCCCGAGGAAGCAGAAGUAAGAAGAUACCUGAAUGAAACGCAACGAAUUUUUGUGAAAACUUUGUUAAAGGAAUGUAACCGCAAUUGUAAUCACACAACAACAACAAACCUCUUCGUUUUCAUCAAUAUUCGUACCGGCGAUACGACUCUUUCAUGGUCAACAAAUGAAUCGUAUGAAUUGCACCUCAGAAGUAAUGAUGAUAAUAUAGAGGUGUAUAUAACUGCUCUGACCGUUUUUGGAGCUCGCCAUGCAUUGGAAACCCUGUCACAGUUGGUAGCUUCAAAAUACUAUCCAGAUGGAAAUUGUUUGCUAAUUUUAUCCACGGCUCACAUAAGUGACGGGCCUGUGUAUCCACAUCGUGGAUUUUUACUGGACGCGGCCAGAAAUUUUAUAUCCUUGAAUGCGAUCAAACGGCAACUCGAUGGAAUGGCUUCGGUCAAGCUGAAUGUAUUACACUGGCACAUUACGGACUCUCAAAGUUUUCCAUUGGAAUUGGUUAGUUUUCCGCUAGUAACGAAGCAUGGGGCGUAUUCAGGCAACCAAGUGUACAGUCAGCAGGAUGUUCGUAUGAUUUUUGAUUAUGCGAAACACCGAGGGAUACGAGUAAUUUUGGAGUUCGAUGCCCCUGCUCAUGCCGGAAAUGGUUGGCAAUGGGCUCCCUCGGCUGGUUUAGGUAAUUUGUCUGUUUGUGUCAAUGAACAACCAUGGCGCAAGCUUUGUAUUGAACCUCCCUGUGGCCAAUUCAACCCAGCUAAUCCAAACCUGUACACGGUACUUCAGGAAGUAUAUGCUGAUUUUGCCAAUCUCAUUCCGCCUGGAGAAAUCCUUCACAUGGGGGGCGAUGAAGUAUUUUUCGGUUGCUGGAAUGCUACACAGGAAAUUGUGGACUAUUUAGCCAAACAAAGGAAAGGACGAGAGCAGGAAGAUUUUCUAGAUUUAUGGGGUGAGUUUCAAAGCAAUGUUCUCGAGCUUUGGGAUCGGGCGCGUUUCGAUGAUGCUCCAUUGUCAACGAUUUUGUGGUCCAGCCAUUUAACCGAUCCAAAUGUUAUCGAAAAAUAUUUAUCAAACGGGCGGUAUAUCAUACAAACGUGGGUAGAAGGCGACAAAGAUUUACCCAAACAGUUGUUGAAAAAGGGGUACCGAUUAAUUAUUUCGACAAAAAAUGCUUGGUAUCUAGACCAUGGAUUUUGGGGUAUUACAAGCUACUAUAACUGGAGGAAAGUUUAUAAUAAUAGGAUUAUCAACAACAGCUUGGUUCUCGGAGGAGAAGCUUGUAUUUGGACAGAAUUCAUAGACGAGCAUUCGUUAGACUCGCGUACUUGGCCAAGAUUAGCAGCAGUAGGCGAACGAUUGUGGGCCAAUCCAAAUAUCGACGCAUCCAAGGUAGAAGCACGAUUCUAUCGCCAGCGAAAUCGUCUCAUCACGCGUGGUUUGAAUCCAGAAGCAGUAACGCCUUAUUGGUGUGUUCAGAAUGAAGGAGAAUGUCAAUAAAAUUUCAAGUUGGAUUUUACUGCUUGAUUUUCGAACAUCGUGAUUCCAAUAAGAAUGGUGUGAUUGGGACUGAACAUGAGAAAACGCAAAAGUUUGCGUUUGCUGACAGUUCUACCUUGGUGAAAAGCAGCUAUGUGUUGUUGUUUUUAUUAGCCAUUUCGGCUUGAUUGUCGCUGAAAAAUAAAUAGUGUGCAAAAAGUUA